AUGUUCUACAAUAUUAUCGACUCGGAGCGCCGAUCCGGAAAUUCUACAACAGUCACAAAUCCCAGGACCAAUGAACCCCUCUGGGAUGUGCCUGCCGCACGUGAGACGCAACUAAACUACGCAGUCGAAGCUGCAAGAGCGUCAUUUAAAUCAUGGAAGCUCUUGGCUAUCGAGGAAAGGCAAAAGUACCUACUGAAGCUAGCCGAUGAGCUAGAACAGCGAAGAGAUGAGAUACAUGCCCCUUUGGCAGCAGAGACCGGAAAAUCGGUAACGAAGACCUUCCAUGUUAACGCUGCUUGGCUGGAAAAGCUGACUGGUCUAGCAUCUCAGUCACUGCCCGAUAAAGUCGAACACGAGAACGAUAAGACCAAGAUCGUGUCAACCCAUCAUCCUAUCGGAGUAGUAGGUGCGAUCAUCCCUUGGAAUUUUCCGCUCGUGUUAGCCGCUGCCAAAGCUUCUGCAGCGCUCGUCAUGGGAAACUGCGUCAUUGUCAAGCCAUCGCCAUCCACCCCAAGUGCCACUUUGAAGUUCGUUGAGCUUGCGACAUCAGUACUUCCGCGGGGUGUGCUUCAGGCGCUUAGUGGAGACGAUAAUAUGGGAAGGCUCAUUACCAUUCAUCCGGGGAUCGACAAGAUAAGUUUCACCGGAUCUAUUGCGACUGGAAGAAAGGUAGCGGAAAACGCGGCCAAGACUCUAAAGCGAGUUACACUCGAGCUUGGUGGAAAUGAUGGAUGUAUCGUCUGCCCCGACGUUGACGUCAAAACCGUUGCUGCUAAGGUCGCUGCCGGAGUUUUUAUCCAUUCGGGUCAAAUGUGUGUUGCUACAAAAAGAGUCUAUGUGCAUGAGUCUAUCUUCCAAGAAUUCCGGGAUGCUUUUGUGGAGGCAGUCAAGGACAUCAAAAUCGACCUUGCUGGCGACCAAUCACCUUUGUUCAGUCCCAUCCAGAAUGAGUCACAGUACAAUGUGGUCAAAGAUAUCAUCGCCGAUUGCAAGAAAAACAACUAUACUUUACUUUGUGGGGGGGACUACCGACGAGCACCCAGGAAACUGGCUUGGGGGGGCUGCGUCUGGGCGGAUGAUGUUGGCAAGGCGGAGCGCAUUGCGCGGAGAGUCGAAGUUGGAAGCGUAUGGAUCAAUAGCGCUGAAGACCCCAACCCAUAUGGCUACCUUUCUGGAUGGAAGCAAAGUGGGAUUGGAGGCGAGUGGGGGAACCUGGGCUUGAACUCGUACUCUUACACACAGAUAAUUCAGCUCCGCAAGUAG
Molecule: messenger RNA, 1263 nt
Organism: Penicillium mononematosum
Lineage: Eukaryota; Fungi; Ascomycota; Eurotiomycetes; Eurotiales; Aspergillaceae
Exons: 3
Coding region: 1-1263 (420 amino acids)
Molecular function (GO): aldehyde dehydrogenase (NAD+) activity
Source: RefSeq, a predicted model, not a curated record